Gavialis gangeticus (Gharial) is the source of this 1395-nucleotide messenger RNA. RefSeq names its product heparanase 2 (inactive) (gene HPSE2). Bases 1 to 1368 code for a protein of 455 amino acids. Gene Ontology annotation, cellular component: membrane; extracellular matrix. NCBI's taxonomy places the organism in Eukaryota, Metazoa, Chordata, Crocodylia, Gavialidae. The record is from RefSeq and is a predicted model, not a curated record. Gene Ontology annotation, molecular function: hydrolase activity, acting on glycosyl bonds. The transcript is spliced from 11 exons.
AUGCAGGCCGAAGCUACAAUAUGCCAGCUCUCGUCACGGAUCGCGCACCUGGAGCUGGAGACGACUUACCUUUGCUACCACGAGUCGCUCGCUCCUCAGGCUGUUUUUAUGGAGGUGCGGAGGAAUCGAAGGAACCGCUGGUACCAGUUAGCGACGCGGAGCCGCUCAGCGCCUCUCUCCCCUCGCAGCUCCCGGCGCCUGGUGACCCUGGCCCGCGGCCUGGCCCCCGCCUUCCUGCGCUUCGCGGGCAAGAGGACGGAUUUCCUGCACUUCCAGAACGUGAAGAACCCGGCCAAGAGCCGCGGCGGGCCCGGCCCCGACUACUACCUCAAGAACUACGAGGACGACAUUGUGCGCAGCGACAUUGCCCUGGAUAAGCAGAAAGGCUGUAAGAUCGCCCAGCACCCAGACAUUAUGCUGGAACUGCAGAGGGAGAAGGCAGCCCAGAUGCACUUGGUUUUGUUAAAGGAGCAGUUCUCAAACACGUACAGCAACCUCACGCUAACAGCCAGGUCUCUAGACAAACUCUAUAACUUUGCGGACUGCUCUGGCCUUCACCUGAUCUUUGCACUGAACGCCCUGCGCCGCAACCCCAACAACUCCUGGAACAGCUCCAAUGCGCUCAGCCUGCUCAAGUACAGCGCCAGCAAGAAGUACAACAUCUCCUGGGAGCUGGGCAAUGAGCCCAACAACUACCGGACUCUGAUGGGGCGUUCAGUGAACGGGAGCCAGCUGGGGAAGGACUACGUCCAGCUGAGGAGCCUGCUGCAGCUGAUCCGCACCUACUCCAGAGCCAGCCUCUAUGGGCCCAACAUCGGGAGGCCCAGGAAGAACGUCAUCGCUCUCCUGGAAGGGUUCAUGAAGGUGGCGGGCAGCACGGUGGACGCUGUUACGUGGCAACAUUACUACAUUGACAGCCGCGUGGCCAAAGUGACGGACUUCCUGAAAACGCGCCUGCUGGACACGCUCUCCGACCAGAUCAGGAAGAUCCAGAAAGUCGUGAACGUCUACGCGCCCGGGAAGAGGAUCUGGCUGGAAGGCGUCGGGGCCAGCUCCACGGGAGGCAUGACCAACCUCUCGGACUCCUUCGCAGCCGGGUUCCUGUGGCUGAACGCCCUGGGGAUGCUGGCGCACCAGGGCAUCGACGUGGUGAUGCGGCACUCGUUCUUCGACCACGGGCACAACCACCUCGUGGACCAGAACUUCAACCCGCUGCCGGAUUACUGGGUCUCGCUCCUCUACAAGCGGCUGGUGGGGCCCAAGGUGCUGGCGGUGCACGUGGCGGGGCUGCAGAGGAAGCCGCGGCCCGGCCGGGUCAUCCGGGACAAGCUCCGCAUCUACGCGCACUGCGCCAGCUCCCGCACGUGAGCCCGGGCGGGCCGAGGGCGGUGGGGG